AUGUUCAUGCGGCCAAUACUAUCACCACAGCUGCUUCGGCAAGCCGCCCGCCCAGCGGCGUCGUCCCUGGCGUCGCGAGCCUCGAGACCGGCCGCCCCGGCCUUCCUGCGAUCGCCCAUGCUGUCGCUCGCACAACAACGCCUCCUGUCCGAUUCCACAAGACAAGCAAUCGACAAGGCCGUCGCCUCGGCCCCGGUGGUACUGUUCAUGAAGGGCACGCCUGAGACGCCUCAAUGCGGCUUCUCGAGGGCCAGCAUCCAGAUCCUGGGGCUGCAGGGCGUCGACCCUAACAAGUUCGCCGCGUUCAACGUUCUGGAGGAUUCCGAGCUGCGCGCAGGCAUCAAGGAGUACUCGGACUGGCCCACUAUUCCCCAGCUAUACGUCGACAAGGAGUUCGUCGGCGGCUGCGACAUCCUGAUCUCGAUGCACCAGAACGGCGAGCUUGCGAAACUUCUCGAGGAGAAGACGGUCCUAGCAGCCCCCGAGGCCACCGAGGGCGAGGAGAAAAAGGAGUAG
Messenger RNA from Diaporthe citri, 516 nucleotides. RefSeq lists its product as uncharacterized. Bases 1 to 516 code for a protein of 171 amino acids. Lineage: Eukaryota; Fungi; Ascomycota; Sordariomycetes; Diaporthales; Diaporthaceae. The transcript is spliced from 3 exons. The record is from RefSeq and is a predicted model, not a curated record.